AAAGAACAAAACCGCCAACGCAGCACAAGAAGCCAGCAGUUUGCUGUGCUGGCACUGUGUGCGAGCGCCAGAGAUCUGCAGAGGCAGAUUGUGCAUCAUUUACGUUUCCCGAGAAGCGAUAGCAGCAAGUGCGUGCAUGCGCGUGUGCACUGACAGCAUCACAGAAAGAAAGAACGAGCAAACGAACGAAGACACCCAACAACACCAAAGGAACAACGCACCACAACAGCGAGGUGAACCAGCAGCGAGGCGAACCAGAACCCUACAACCAGCAGCAGCCAGAGCCAUGGGGAAUGCGUGGAAGCAAAAGUUUGUGCCGUACUUUGAGAGCAAGGUGCGGGUGCUGUUGCUUGGCUUGGAUGCGAGUGGCAAGACAACGCUGCUGUACAAAUUGAAGGAGAGCAGUGGCGGCAAGGCAGGCGAAGUUGAGGCGUUCAUCCCCACCAUUGGCUUCAACUGCGAACAGCUCAAUGUAAAUCGUACAACAUUUGUCUCCUUUGACGUCGGCGGCCGUUCUCCGAUUCGGCCGUUGUGGAAGGUGUUUGCGGAGGGGGCGCAGGCGCUGGUGUAUGUGGUUGACGCUUCGGAUCAAUACCGAUUGGACGAGGCAAAGCGGGAGCUGGAGUACGUGCUCGGCAUCCUGCCACCAAAAGCGGGGCUGCUUGUUCUUGCCAACAAGAGCGACCUCCCCGAUGCAGCGACGAAACAGGAGGUCUCGACCGCCCUCAACCUCUCGGCCGUUGCCGCGUCCCGCCCGCACUACAUUCACGAAACGUGCAUCACCACCGGCGAUGGCGUCCCCAAUGCGCUUUCCUGGCUUGCCAAAACACUCUCCAUCUCCCCAAUCUGCUGAGCCGACAAGGGUCGUUUUGGAUGGCUGAGAACCUGCGUGUGUGUGCGUGUGCGUGUGUGUGCGCGUGUGCGUGUGUGUGCGCGUGUGUGUGUGUGC
Molecule: messenger RNA, 949 nt
Organism: Salpingoeca rosetta
Lineage: Eukaryota; Choanoflagellata; Craspedida; Salpingoecidae
Product: ADP-ribosylation factor 1
Exons: 2
Coding region: 137-853 (238 amino acids)
Biological process (GO): vesicle-mediated transport; intracellular protein transport
Cellular component (GO): cytoplasm
Molecular function (GO): GTPase activity; GTP binding
Source: RefSeq, a predicted model, not a curated record